Molecule: messenger RNA, 1299 nt
Organism: Penicillium antarcticum
Lineage: Eukaryota; Fungi; Ascomycota; Eurotiomycetes; Eurotiales; Aspergillaceae
Product: glycoside hydrolase family 64 protein
Exons: 1
Coding region: 1-1299 (432 amino acids)
Source: RefSeq, a predicted model, not a curated record
AUGGCCACCUUGAACUUCGCUUUGAAGAAUAAUACUGGUUCAAAUACCGUCUUCGCCUACAUCACAGGCCGGGCAAUCGACAAUGGCAACGCGCUAUUUCUCUUGCGCUCUGACGGCAGAACAGCCUACUAUCCAACAUCGCCGUCCGCAACCUUGACAAGCCUAAGCUGGGACUGUGCAAUCCCACUGGGCGGAGCGGGAAGCACGACGAAUAUCACGAUCCCACAUCUCGCGGGCGCGCGACUGUGGUUCGUCCGCGACAACAAAUUGACCUUUUACCUGAACCCCGGCCCUGCACUAGUCGAACCUUCGGUCUCAAACCAAUCAGACCCUAACUACAAUCUUGACUGGGCAUUCUGCGAGUUCACCUGGAAUAGCGCUCAGCUGUAUGCCAACCUCAGCUAUGUCGAUUUCGUGUCGAUACCUAUUGCGAUGACCUUGACCAAUACAUCGGGUGCCACGCAGACUGUCAAGGGUCUGCCAGCCAAUGGCCUUGACCUUGUUUGCAAUGCGCUCAUAGCACAGAACAACACCGACGGUGCGGGCUGGAACCAGCUCGUCAUCCAGAAGAAUGGCCGCAAUCUGCGCGCCUUGUCCCCGAACACGGGAAGAACUCUGAACAACUCCCUGUUCAACAACUAUUACGAUAACUACGUGAACUCCGUCUGGAACAAGUAUACCAAUGACACCCUGACAGUCAACACGCAAGCUGCAGCAGGUGAUGUCACCGCUAAGGUUUCCAAUGGGGUGAUGUACUUUUCAGUCUCGGGCGUCUCUUACACGAAGCCCUCGUCCGGUGAUAUUUUCAGCAACAGCUCUGGCUCCUUUGCUGUUUCCGGAAAUGGGACGAAGGAUGCUAUUACCGCUCGUCUUGCUGCUGCCUUCAAUCGCUCCACUCUGUUGUUGAAUGGUGCUCAGCCGAACGGGCAGAAUGUCGGCAACUAUUACCAGAAUUAUGUUACGAAUCAUUAUUCGCGCAUUUGUCACGCUGUCAGCACUGAUACUCGCGGAUAUGCAUUCCCUUAUGAUGAUGUUGCGCCGAAUGGUGGAGCUGAUCAGUCUGGUAGUGUUUACGAUGGUAGCCCGCGGUUGUUGACUGUUACUAUUGGUGGUGGUUCCAGUAAUUCUGUCAAUCAGGCUGCUGUUGCAGCAGAAGCUGCGCCGGUCCAGGAAAACAUAGCGGCCAACAAUGCUCCUGCUGCUCGUGCUCCUGCUGGGAAUGGAACUAGCAAGCAGAGUCGAUUCCAUGAGCUGAGGAAGAUUGUCGGAAAGUUGUCGCGCAGAAAGAGCAAUCCUUGA